Messenger RNA from Lottia gigantea (owl limpet), 1566 nucleotides. RefSeq lists its product as hypothetical. The coding region runs from base 1 to 1566 and encodes 521 amino acids. The record is from RefSeq and is a predicted model, not a curated record. Gene Ontology annotation, molecular function: 2-oxoglutarate-dependent dioxygenase activity. The transcript is spliced from 4 exons. Lineage: Eukaryota; Metazoa; Mollusca; Gastropoda; Lottiidae.
AUGUUGACCAUAUUGUCAGUAUUAGCAUAUAUUAUUCAUGUAUGUGAAGUAAGCAGCUAUGAAAUGCUAUCACCAGCUGAAGUUAUACAGAUAGCAAAUAACAAGUGCUUGCUACUAAAUCCUAUCAACAGGGGUAAAGAAAUUGUUGAAAUGUUGAUUGAGUUAGAAAGUAAUGUAUUUAGAGAACAAGAUCAAUUAUUUAUAGGUACUAUUAAUGUUGAUGGAUUUUUAUACCCUGACAAGUCACAACCAAACUUGCCGAACACUGAACUGUUUAUAUUUCAAAAAAUUAUCAAAGAUAGAUCCUGCCUGAUGAAAGUGCCUAUUCCUAAACCAACUAUAGUUCCAUUUACUGGAAUGGUCAAUAAGGAAAAUAUUAUAGACUUUGUGAAUCAGUAUUGUUUUACAUACAAAUCAAAGAAUGGGGCUUUGUCUAUUGAAGGCUUGCACAGGGAAGAAAUUUUGAAAUCAUUAUUUCAUGUGUCUAAUAUAUCUAAUAAGAAUAUUAGAAAUAUAUUCAUGCAUGAAGACUCCUCAACUUGUACCUCAGACAGUUUUGAAAAUUGUCUACAAGAACCUCAAAAUAUCUAUCACAAGUCAAAUAUACCUCAAUGUGAGCGAGUUAAUGCUGAAAAUACAAAAGAUUUCUUCAACAAAUAUUUAAAGAUGUCAAAACCAGUCAUCAUUGAAGGUGCCAUGAAGAAAUGGAAAUCAAACAAAUGGAGCAUGAAAUAUUUUCAAGAAAAAUAUGGUGAUAAUGACGUUCAUAUUAAAAUGACAUCAACUGGGGAAUACGAGGGUGUUGAACCAGUUACUUUAUGGGACAAUCAUGAAAAGUUUUUAAAAAAAAUCCCAAGAGAAGUGAAAGCUAAAUUACCAUUUCCAGAUUUAGUAGUAGUUCGUCCAGCAACUCUCAAUAUGAAGUUUUCAAAAUUUUUAGACUUGAUACAAUCCAUAUCAAAUUCAAAUUAUAAAAAUGUGUCUGCCUAUUUGGAAUAUUCCUCUAUCAGGGAGUAUUUUCCUGAGUUGGAAAGUGAUAUAGAAGAAAUGGAAUUUAUUAAAGGAAUACUGCAUUUAAAACAUUUAAAUAUUUGGUUAAGUGAUGGCAAUACGUUAGGAAAAACUCACUUUGAUCCUUUUGAUAAUUUCUUAUGUCAGAUCAGUGGUAAAAAAGAAGUGAUAUUAUUUGAGCCACAUGAUAAUAGUAGACUAUAUGAAGCUCAUAUACCAGAAGCGAUUUUAUCAUUUAAUAAAACUGAGAUGACAUUUUCGAGGAGACAUUUAUCUGAUAGCACAUCAUUGGUUAUGUCUCCAAUUGAUAUUCUAAAACCAAAUUUUCAGAAAUUUCCAAAAUUUGCUGAAACCUAUCCAUUAAACUGCACAAUAAAUGAAGGUGAUGUUUUAUUUAUGCCAGCUUUUUGGUGGCAUGAAGUUCAAUCAUAUCCUAGUCCCACAGAAGGCAGAAAUCUUGCUGUUAAUUUUUGGUAUGAGCCAUUCUUAACCAAAGAAUUCCCAUGUCCAACAUGUAAACUGGAUGUCAAUCCCACAUAUAGAAAUUUGUUAUAA